AUGCCUGGCCUGGCCGUGCGAGCUCUCGGCCAGGAGUGCACGGCCAAAAGCGACAGGUGCACGGCCGUGCGCCUCGGCUCGGCCAGGCCGUGUCGGCCUGCACGGGCAGAAGCACGCCGUGCACGGCCGUGCGCGCCUGCCCGUGCGGCCGGGGCUGCUUCAGCUGACGGUGAUGAUGGAACUGCUGGCGCUGCUGCUGAUGAUGCGUUCAUGACCGACAUCGACCUCGACGAUCUUGGCGACGAGUAG
Molecule: messenger RNA, 249 nt
Organism: Linum trigynum
Lineage: Eukaryota; Viridiplantae; Streptophyta; Magnoliopsida; Malpighiales; Linaceae
Source: the annotation of a GenBank genome assembly